Molecule: messenger RNA, 476 nt
Organism: Spodoptera exigua (beet armyworm)
Lineage: Eukaryota; Metazoa; Arthropoda; Insecta; Lepidoptera; Noctuidae
Source: the annotation of a GenBank genome assembly
GCGUUACAAAAUCGGUGGUGCCUUGCUGGAAUAUUCCGAAAACUCAAAUUAUCAGUGUUCUUUUCGGUUUUAGUGAAUUUGUUUUUGCACGUGAUUUCACUAAGUAGACAGAGGUGAUUAUUAAUUAAGUGCAACAUGCCUGUGGAUCAAAUUCAGUACUCGCAGAGAUACACUGAUGACGUCUAUGAAUAUAGGCAUGUCAUCUUGCCUCCGGAUAUAGCCCGCCUGGUACCCAAGUCCCAUCUCAUGACUGAGACGGAAUGGCGCAACCUGGGAGUACAACAGAGUCCUGGCUGGCUGCAUUUCAUGGUCCAUAACCCUGAGCCUCAUGUGCUCCUCUUCCGGCGUCCUCGGACUGAUGUCCAGCCUGCCGUGAAUGGAUUAGAUAGUAAUACCAACUCCACCGUAAAAGUAUGAGGUUGGUGUGUUUAGGGUAAAUUAAUUUUGAAUGUACAUUUUGUGGUGAUAGAACAUGG